AUGUUGCUGAAACCCGGAAACAAGAUUGUCUCGGCGGAGAUGAGUCAUCAUCCUGACUCAGCCUCGAACCAUAAAUCUCAACAACAACAACAACAACAACCGCGUAAAGAUAUGCAGAAGCAAUUUGGUCAACAGACAAAGAAGGUUGAAGAACAUCUAAUUAAAACAGCAACGUCUAUAAUCAUCAACCAAAACAGUCGUCCUGCUUACAAUAACACAAGCUCACCACGAAGCAACAGCAUAGAAACCACAUCAUCUAACAAUCAUUCCAAGCCUCACACAGGAGGAGAUAUCAGGUGGGACGCAGUGAACUCUCUCAAAUCCAGAGGCAUCAUCAAGCUCGGAAUCAGUGAUUUCCGCGUCCUGAAACGGCUGGGUUACGGAGACAUCGGAAGUGUUUAUCUCGUCGAGCUCAAAGGAGCUAAUACCAGGACGUAUUUCGCGAUGAAAGUGAUGGAUAAAGCUUCUCUUGUGAGCAGGAACAAGCUGCUAAGAGCUCAGACGGAGAGAGAGAUCUUGUCUCAGCUUGAUCAUCCUUUCUUGCCUACUCUUUACUCUCACUUUGAGACUGAUAAGUUCUAUUGCUUGGUCAUGGAGUUUUGUAGCGGAGGCAAUCUUUAUUCCUUGAGACUCAAGCAACCCAACAAGUGCUUCACCGAAGACGCUGCAAGGUUCUUUGCAUCAGAAGUGUUAUUAGCAUUAGAAUACUUACACAUGCUCGGAAUCGUAUACCGAGACCUAAAGCCAGAGAACGUUCUGGUUCGAGACGACGGUCACAUCAUGCUCUCCGAUUUCGAUCUAUCUCUCCGGUGUUCAGUCAACCCAACACUCGUCAAAUCAUCCUCCGUCCACGUCAACGGCGGCGGAGCCACAGGAGUCAUCGGCGAAGACGAUAACGUGGGGGUACAAGGAUGUUACCAACCAUCCUCAUUCUUCCCAAGAAUCCUCCAAUCCUCGAAGAAAACCCGAAAAUCGAAAUCCGAUUCCGACGGAUCGUUACUAGAGCUCAUGGCAGAGCCGGCGAACGUGAAGUCGAUGUCUUUCGUCGGGACUCACGAGUACUUAGCGCCUGAGAUUAUUCGCAACGAAGGCCACGGGAGCGCCGUCGAUUGGUGGACGUUCGGAAUCUUCAUCUACGAGCUUCUCCAUGGAGCGACGCCGUUUAAAGGACAAGGGAAUAAAGAGACGCUUUAUAACGUGAUCAGGCAGCCUCUGAGAUUCCCGGAGGAUUCUCAGGUGAGCUCGACGGCGAAGGAUUUGAUCAAAGGUCUGUUGGUGAAAGAGCCGCAGAAGAGAAUUGCGUAUAAGCGCGGAGCCACGGAGAUUAAGCAGCAUCCUUUCUUUGAAGGUGUGAAUUGGGCGUUGAUCCGCGGUGAAACUCCGCCGCAUUUGCCAGAGCCGGUGGAUUUCUCGUGUUAUUUGAAGAAAGAGAAGGAUUCUGCUCCGGCGGCGGUUGACGGUGGAGAGAAGAAGAAGAUGCGUGAGUUUGCUAAAAGUGGUAGUGAUCCUGAUUACAUUGAUUUUGAAUAUUUUUAG
Microthlaspi erraticum is the source of this 1536-nucleotide messenger RNA. The record is from the annotation of a GenBank genome assembly. Lineage: Eukaryota; Viridiplantae; Streptophyta; Magnoliopsida; Brassicales; Brassicaceae.